GAAAAUGUUCGCAGAAAUUGUUUUGUGGUGGUGGAAGCUGACUAAGUAACUGCACUUCCGGCCUGCCAUUUCUCCCGUAGCGCUAUUCAGGGAUUCGAUCCUGGAGCUUUUUUGAGGUUUUUCAAACUGUAGGUUUCUAUACAUGCAGAAACUUCCACAGAAGAGAAACACACGACCAAGCCUUGUUUCUCUAAUGCUCUAUGCCGUCGACUAUGAAAAUAUAGAGCAUCUUUCAUAUCUUUUCACAUUGGUGUAAGAGGUUUUCUCCAGCAUGCUCAGUCGUGCUAUGCUGCCUCUUUUGAGGCCUCGUGGGGUUCCACUAUCUAUCCGAACCUCCUCCUUCACAUACCCUCCUACACAUCUACGAUAUUUCGCCAGUAAUAAUAGCAAACCUCCGCGACCUAAUGGAGGCAAAGCGCCUUCUCAUACGCCCUCUUCAAACCCCGAACCUUCCGCCACGCCUCCUUCACAAUCAUCCAAAUCAGGACAAGAGUUUUCAGAGAGCCAGCCAGAAUUUGAAUCAAGUGGGAAAUCUCAGAAGAAUACCGCGCCCGAAUCUGCAGGAACUGCAACUGGCGGAGGUGCGGGAGCUGGGACAGCACGGACGAGUAGUUCUGAGCCACAAUCCGAUUUCUCCAAGGAUCAACCGGAGUUCGAGACAGAGGCUACCUCUCCGAAGGAUGAAGCGGCUGCGGAACCAUCGCCUUCACAGCCCCAGAAACCCCUCCCAGACCUCACCCGAGGCAUCCCUUCUACGAUAGCAGAGGAGCUUGAAGCUCGUUCAAAACAUCGUGGUCCAACUGCCCUUAACCUCACGGAGGAAGAUGGUUCAGGGGCAGGUGAGGGCGGAGACGUCCCCAAAAACCCUUAUGUGUCAUCCACUGAACGCCGACGAAACAGAUUCAUCAAUAUUAUGUAUGCUGUGUUUCUGGGAAGUGGUGUGGGUGGUACAAUAUUCCUAGGCCGAAAUUGGGAUACUGAGGAGGAGGAGAAGCUUCACAAGGAUGCGCCCUCCGGUUGGGGAUUUGGGCUCUUUUUCGCCCGUAUCAAGGCUCGUUUCUCUGAUAUCACAAGUUACUAUAAGGAUCCAGCAUUCGAGAAACUUCUUCCGGACGAUGACCCGAUGAUGCGGCAGCCUUACACACUAGUUAUUAGUUUGGAAGAUCUUUUAGUCCACAGUGAAUGGACGCGGGAACACGGAUAUCGUGUGGCUAAGCGACCUGGGGUCGACUAUUUCCUUCGAUAUCUCAAUCAAUAUUAUGAAUUGGUUCUCUUUACUAGUGUUCCGAGUAUGAUGGCAGACCAGGUGCUUCGCAAGCUUGACCCGUACCGGAUCAUUCGUUGGGUCUUAUUCCGAGAAGCAACCAAGUACGAGGACGGUGAGCAUGUCAAGGAUCUUUCCUACCUAAACCGAGACCUUUCGAAAGUUAUUAUGAUUGACACACACGCUCCACACGCCAAACGUCAACCUGAGAACGCCAUCAUCCUUGACAAAUGGAAGGGUGAUCCCCGUGACAAGGACCUCGUCGCCCUUAUCCCAUUCCUCGAAUACGUCGCCGGGAUGGGCAUCGAGGACGUACGACCAGUCAUCAAAUCCUUCGAAGGCACCAAAAUCCCCGUGGAAUUUGCUCGGCGUGAGAAACUGAUGCGAGAAAAGUUCCAGAAACAACUAGCUGAAGAGCGGGCCAAGAAACCCAAGUACAGCGUCAGCAGCAUUGCGUCUCUACUAGGCAUCAAGCCCACACCCCCAACGAUUGAUGGUGUUGACCCGGCCGCAGGCCUGGAGCAGGGCAAGAUGCUGUGGGAUCAGAUUCGCGAGCGGGGCCAGAAGCAGUAUGAGCUAAUUGACAAGGAGAUUCGGGAGAAUGGGGAGAAAUGGCUGGCGGAGAUGGCAGCAGAGGAAGAAAAGGCGAGGGAGGAGCAGAUGAAUGGGAUGCGGAAUAGCUUUACGGGGUUCUUCGGCUUUGGUAGUGGCGGGGAUGGCCAGGCGAGGAAAUGAUUUUCCGAGUCCAUAAUACAUCCCCUCCCUCUCCCGAAAUGAUCUUUUCUUUUGCUUUUUUGUAAAUUGACAAUGUGCUUCAAUCCCGAAGGCACUCGAAUCCCAACCAUGAAUACCUCAAAAUACCAGCCCCAUGUCUCAUCCAGCCCUCCCAUCCUUCAGUGGCACUUUUCUACGUUCUAAUCUACUCCACUGGGAACCGGCCGGACAUGAAAACAAUCCCUCUCUCCAGACUUCCCCCAACUCUCGUCCUAUACAAAGUCAUGAUUUCCAGCUUAUUCAAACUCUAGGUUCGCUAUUGGCAUACGUGGCUUGGCGCUGUUGUCUCUCCUCUCCUUAUCCUUCUGGAACUUUUAUCCCACUUUUCAGACCCACGCUGUCCUCUGUUGAAUGUAUGUAUGGGUUGGGUUACUUGCAUGGCUAUUUAUCUUCUUUUUAUUAUUUUUAUAUCGUUAUUUUAUAGUCCCACCUUGUUCCAGUUUAGAUAUUGAUCUACAUGCAUUUCAUCUGGUGGAAAAGAUGGGGGGGAUGGAUGGCUUAGGAAGGGAACAGACCGGUCAAGGGGCUUUUCCUUUCCCCUUUCUUUAACUUGCUUUUCUUGUUUGUAUCUAACACAUAUAUGUAUAUUAUUUGAAGAAUAUGCGUGUUGGUAAUACGCAUGUAACUAAAUGGUGAUGGACAAAGAUUUACCUAUAAGACACCAUGGAUUCCCCCUCAUCCCCAAAGCACCAAUCUCCAGUCUCUAAACGCACACAACACCUUCUCACAUCCUCACGUAUAGUACCCCCCUUUAACCCCCCCACUUUCUAACUCCUCCCCCCCCUUCGUAUCCGCCAUCAACCCCGUGUGCAUAUGGGAGGAAAGGGGAAUGGCGGAGGAAUAUAUCAUAUUUUGAGCUUUUCGUUCCUGGAAAGAAUUGGAGAGUGUAUGAAAUAGCGCAUAGCUGGAAAAAAUAAGUUAAACAAAUACCUGUCUAGUCCCACCUCCAAACAGCUUCCGAAACCACUUCGCCCGCUCAAAAAACGCACGGAAUCCGAGUAUUAUGCUGCCCAUCGGCGCCCCUAGGCCCUCCGCAAAGCAUAUGCUGAUACUAUCGAAC
Messenger RNA from Blastomyces dermatitidis ER-3, 3098 nucleotides. Its product is annotated as mitochondrial translocase complex component. The coding region runs from base 272 to 1999 and encodes 575 amino acids. The record is from RefSeq and is a predicted model, not a curated record. Lineage: Eukaryota; Fungi; Ascomycota; Eurotiomycetes; Onygenales; Ajellomycetaceae. The transcript has 2 exons. Gene Ontology annotation, molecular function: phosphoprotein phosphatase activity.